This is a messenger RNA of Bipolaris victoriae FI3, 1083 nucleotides long. RefSeq lists its product as hypothetical. The transcript has a single exon. The record is from RefSeq and is a predicted model, not a curated record. Bases 1 to 1083 code for a protein of 360 amino acids. NCBI's taxonomy places the organism in Eukaryota, Fungi, Ascomycota, Dothideomycetes, Pleosporales, Pleosporaceae.
AUGUCAGCCGGCCCUCCACCAGGCCACCCCUGGUCUGUCAACGUCGGCAAAAACCCCAACAUCAAUCGCGACCCCCCACCACCCCCGAUUCACGGCUUUGGGGAUCCCAUUCCCCAGGCUCCUCCUGCAGCGGUACCUGCAGCCGCUCCGGGCUCAGCAGCAGCAGUAGCAGGACCACCCCAAGUAGUCGUCGAGCAACAACACCACCAGCAUAACCCCAUCUACGGGCCUCCCUUACCCAUAGGCAUUGCCCCUCCCCUCGGCACAGGCAUAGGUGCGUUUCCACCCGUCCUCCCUCAUCCCCUGGGCCUCAUGGAUCCCUUCCUACUCGGUGGUUUUGCUAUACCACCACCAGGCGGCGGCCCCCUCGCCCCCAUACGCACCGGCAACUUCCUUCCCAACGCUCAGUACGGCAUAGGUUUCGGUCUGCACGCCACAGGCGUAGCUUUUCCGCCGCCGCCGCCCGGCGCCAUGGCAGGUGUGCUACAGCCUUUUGCCGCGCCCGCGCCUCUUUGGAGUCCCGCCGCCGCCGGUGGGUUGGCGUUUGGAAACGUUCCUGCUGCCGCCGGCGUCGUCGCAGGAGUAGUACCUCCGCUAAUGAACAUAAUGGGUGCUGGAGCAGCGACACAGCAUCAUCGUCCCGCGCCGCUCUUCCACGAUGCAAAUAACGGCCAUCACGCCCAGCCUGCACAGGCAGAUGUAUCGCAGAUUGCCGGCGGCAUUCCUCCAGGAGUCAUGCUCGUUGAGUCGGCCGAGCACACGAUUUUCAUGCGCAUCACGGGCAAUGUUUGUCCGUGGUUGUCGCCUGGCGCGUCGUUUGGAAUUGAGCAGCUCGCCGCGGCUAGUACGACUGGGCUAAAUCGCCUCAUUCAGAUUUGCCAUGAUGGAGUUCCCGAUGAGGAGCUCGAGGGCACCGCUGUUACUGAGUGCAUUGAGCUGGGGAAUGGGCUGUGGGAAAAGGGCCAGACGUUUAGGUAUAAUGAUGCUGUGUCUAAGGUGCUGACGCUGAAGGAUGCCGGCUGGGAUAAUACAAGGAACAGGGUUGGCGGGAAUUCGCUGCAUCUGUGGGGUCAUAGGGUCUAA